UGACUUGCUAACAAGAGGAUUCCAUCAAACAUCUCUAUUAUUUGUUUUUGGGUGAAAAUGGAUAUCUUUGUAUUUCUCGUUGGAGUUAUCUGUGUGCACUUUUCGGGAUCCAAAGCUUCAGUAGAAGGAGCAACCUCAUGUGGUGGCCGAUUUAAUGCCAAAGAUCCUGGUUACAUCACCUCAACUGGGUAUCCGUAUGACUACCCUUCCCAUCAGAACUGCGAGUGGGUCAUCAGUGCACCAGAGCCCAACCAGAAGAUUGUGCUGAAUUUCAACCCACACUUUGAAAUUGAAAAACACGAUUGCAAGUAUGAUUUCAUUGAAAUUCGAGAUGGAGACUCGGAAACUGCAGAUCUAAUGGGUAAACAUUGUGGAAAUAUUGCUCCAUCUACAGUCACGUCAUCCGGUUCCCACAUCUACAUCCGCUUUAUCUCUGACUAUGGCCGUCAGGGUGCUGGAUUUUCACUGCGCUAUGAGAUCUUCAAGACAGGCUCUGAAGAUUGUUCAAGGAACUUCACCAACACUAAUGGAACCAUUGAAUCUCCUGGCUAUCCGGAUAAAUAUCCACACAACCUUGACUGUGUAUUUACUAUUCUGGCCAAGCCAAAGAUGGAGAUCAUCCUGCAGUUUCUGACCUUUGACCUUGAGUAUGACCCUCUCCAAGUUGGGGACGGCGACUGCAAAUAUGAUUGGUUGGACAUCUGGGAUGGCAUUCCAAAUGUGGGGCCCUUGAUUGGCAGGUAUUGCGGUACGAAGACCCCCUCUGAGAUCCGCUCUUCAACUGGCAUACUCUCCCUCACCUUUCACACCGACAUGGCAGUAGCUAAAGAUGGCUUUUCAGCUCGUUUUUUCCUUGCCCCUCAGGAGGUCCCCGAAACAUUUCAAUGCAAUGUUCCUUUGGGAAUGGAGUCUAGGAGAAUAUCCAAUGAGCAAAUUACUGCAUCUUCAACAUAUACAGAUGGAAGGUGGACAGCCCAGCAGGGAAAGCUUAACAGUGAUGACAAUGGUUGGACACCCAUUAUGGACAACAACAGGGAAUACCUGCAGAUUGAUCUCCGCUUCUUGACUCUGCUGACAGCUGUGGCAACCCAAGGUGCUAUCUCAAAAGAUACACAGAAUGCCUAUUAUGUCAAAUCAUACAAGCUAGAAGUUAGCACCAACGGUGAGGACUGGAUGAUGUUUCGUCAUGGCAAAAACCACAAGAUUUUUCCUGGAAACAAUGACCCAACAGAAGUGGUUUUAAACAAGAUUCCUCAACCAGUGCUAACCCGAUUUGUGCGUUUCCGUCCUCAGACAUGGCACACGGGAAUAGCUUUGAGAGUGGAGCUUUAUGGCUGCCAGAUUACAGAUUCUCCUUGCUCUAAUAUGUUGGGGAUGAUGUCAGGCCUUAUUUCAGACUCCCAAAUUACAGCAUCUUCUGCCAGGGAAUACCUGUGGCAGCCUGGUGUAGCCCGAUUGGUCAGCAGUCGAUCAGGCUGGUACUCUCAUAUGACUCCUGAAGAAGCAGGAAAAGAGUGGCUGCAAGUGGAUCUGGGUGCCAUGAAAACUGUCAAAGGGAUCAUUAUACAGGGAGCUCGUGGAGGAGACACAACCACAGAAAAUAGAGCAUUUGUUAGGAAACUUAAAGUCGGAUACAGCUUGAAUGGAAUUGAUUGGGAGUUUGUAAAGGAUCCAAAAACAGACCAGGCCAAGUUGUUUGAGGGCAAUAUGCACUAUGACACUCCAGAGGUCCGAAGAUUUGAGCCAGUGGCUGCACAGUUUGUCCGUGUUUAUCCAGAAAGGUGGUCUCCAGCUGGCAUGGGCAUGAGGAUGGAGAUACUAGGUUGUGACAGAACAGAAACCAAACCUACCUCAGAGACAGUUAAGCCUACUAUCAAAACAGAGGAAACUACAACACUUGUGGUUCCAGAAGAGGAAACAAGUGAUUCUACAGGUACUGAAGAUUGCCAGGUCCCAUCAGGAUUUAAUUGCAAUUUCGACCAUUCUGAAGAUGUGUGCAGCUGGACGCAUGAUAUUGAAGCCGAUUUUACGUGGUCAUUCCAUCCCAAUAGCCCAUGGAUGGGACAUUCAAGCUCCAUUCCUGUGAGUAGUAAAAACUAUUUACGCCUGCCCAGCAGCGGGCGAAGAGAGGGGCAUCAUGCACGUUUAAUAAGUCCAAAAAUGCACCAGCCCCGGUGUGUCCUCUGCUUGGUGUUUCGCUAUCGUGCUUCAGGAACCAGUGAUGGAAUUUUGAAGGUUCUAAGAAGAUCCAGCCAAGGGACCAAGUUACUGUGGAAAAUAAGAGAGGAGCAGGGAGGAGAAUGGAAAGAUGGCAAAAUCCUCUUGCAAAGUGAUGAGGAAGAUUACCAGGUUGUCAUUGAGGGGAUUGUUGGAAAGGGCCAGUCAGGAGAGAUAGCUGUGGAUGACAUUCGAAUAGCUAAUGACAUCCCCCUGGAACACUGUAUGGAACCAAUCGCAGCUUUUCCCCAGUCAACAGUAUAUCCUGUGGAUGUACCUGUGGUAUUAAAUGAGUUGGAUAAUCAAGGGCGUCGCUAUGGAGGAAAAAUUGGUGAUUAUGAGUCGUACACAGCUCUCCCCACCAGUAAUGUGGUAACUCCAAGGACUGACAAAGAAGAAAGUUGGCUUUAUACUUUGGAUCCAAUUCUAGUUACCAUCAUUGCUAUGAGUUCCCUUGGAGUUUUGCUUGGAGCUAUCUGUGCUGGUCUUCUGCUGUACUGCACUUGCUCUUACACAGGCAUCUCUUCUCGUAGCUCAACUACCUUGGAGAACUAUAACUUUGAGCUCUAUGAUGGAAUAAAGCACAAAGUGAAAAUGAAUCCACAAAAGUGUUGUUCUGAAGCAUGAUGGACUUGUUUGUUUUAAUACUGAACAUUUGGUGACAUUACCAUUUGGAAAAUCUUCUCUCGCCAUCAAAUGUGCUGGUAAUUUAAUUAGCUAAUUGAGCUGCUUUUUUCUUAAAGACACCGAAAUGAAACAGAACAUUUCUUACCACAAAUUAGAGAAGAAAAAAUGUUUGAAGGAAACUGCUUGAAAGGAAAGGAUAAAAUAGCCUUUCCAUUGAUGCCUCCCAAAACUCAAAUGCCUCCCAGUUAUACUUUCAUGAUGUAUGAUUUUUUUUUAAUGGGUUUAAAUAUCCCAGCAGAAGGUAUUGCUCCAUUGAGGAGUGACAAGAAUCAGCUCUGAUUUCAGCGCUGUUAAUUUCACCACUUGGAUAUUUGGGAACAACUGCACUUUUAGGUAGGAUGAAAUGUACUGAUCCUGCCCCAAGUGAGGAGGUGCACAACAGCAUCUGAAAAUGAGCAGAAGAGCCUUAAAAUAAGUCAUGAUCAAGAGCCAUUUUCUACAACCAGGUCUCUAAUGGAAAGCGAUUGCUUUGUCUCCUGGUCGCUUACAUUUUCAAAUGCCUAGAACAAUGGACAUAUUUUUAAAGGGUUUUAUAUUCAGAGCUGGCUUUGAUUGUACCUUUUAUGUAUUGUAUGUUUGGAAAGGUGAGGAGUAGUUACAUUUCAUGUAUUGUUUUCUGGUGAUGCUUAUGAAAACUGUGUUUGACCCCUACACUGCAUUUCCUAUGAAUGUGACAUGGUUCCAUUCAAACUUGUAAUGUAUAUGUGUCACCUAGAAACAGUAAAAGCUGUCAUAUGCAAGCUAAAUGGAUAUUAAUGAAAAACUUUCCAGUCAACAUACUAGGAGUCGAAGUCUUGUAGCUCCUGGAUCGGUUCCACAGGUUCCUAGUGAAUUACUAUACAUUUUUGUACUGCCUACAUAAUGCAUCCUUCCACUGUGUGUAGUUGAUGGAUAUGUUUUCAAUAAAGAUCUGCUCAGUAUCCUUUCAAGUAAACUACAUAGGGAAUAUGAUAAGAUUCUUAAUCACAAGAGCCUCUGGUUUGAUUGACUGUACCUUAUAAAUUCAAACAUCUAAACAGCUUACUAAGGCUAUGCAUCAUUGACUGAAGAGCUGAAUGAGAAAACAUAAGUGUUCUUAUAGAGAUACAGGUGAAGGGGGGUUAUGCUGAGAU
This is a messenger RNA of Nanorana parkeri, 4016 nucleotides long. It is a transcript of the gene NRP2, whose product is annotated as neuropilin 2. Gene Ontology annotation, cellular component: membrane. The transcript has 17 exons. Gene Ontology annotation, molecular function: vascular endothelial growth factor receptor activity; semaphorin receptor activity. Lineage: Eukaryota; Metazoa; Chordata; Amphibia; Anura; Dicroglossidae. Bases 58 to 2844 code for a protein of 928 amino acids. The record is from RefSeq and is a predicted model, not a curated record. Gene Ontology annotation, biological process: vascular endothelial growth factor signaling pathway; axon guidance; angiogenesis.